AUGUCGGACGCCAAGGCCGCUGCUCAGAACCCCAUGCGCGAGUUGCGCAUCGAGAAGUUGGUCAUCAACAUCUCCGUUGGCGAGUCGGGCGAUAGGCUCACCCGUGCGGCCAAGGUCCUCGAGCAGCUCACCGGUCAGACGCCCGUCACCUCCAAGGCGCGGUACACGGUCCGCCACUUCGGUAUCCGCCGUAACGAGAAGAUCGCCGUACACGUUACGAUCCGUGGCCCCAAGGCCGAGGAGAUCCUCGAGCGUGGCCUCAAGGUCAAGGAGUACGAGCUCAAGAAGCGCAACUUCUCCGAGACUGGCAACUUUGGGUUCGGCAUUGCCGAGCACAUCGACUUGGGGAUCAAGUACGACCCCGGAAUCGGUAUCUUCGGCAUGGACUUCUACGUCGUCAUGGGCCGACCUGGUGGCCGUGUCGCGCGCCGCAAGCACUGCACCUCGCGCGUCGGCUUCUCGCACCGCGUCAAGCGCGAGGAGACGAUGGCCUGGUUCAAGCAGCGCUUCGACGGUAUCCUCUUCGGUCGCUAA
This is a messenger RNA of Rhodotorula toruloides NP11, 534 nucleotides long. RefSeq names its product 60S ribosomal protein l11. The record is from RefSeq and is a predicted model, not a curated record. Bases 1 to 534 code for a protein of 177 amino acids. Lineage: Eukaryota; Fungi; Basidiomycota; Microbotryomycetes; Sporidiobolales; Sporidiobolaceae. The transcript is spliced from 6 exons. Gene Ontology annotation, biological process: translation. Gene Ontology annotation, cellular component: cytosolic large ribosomal subunit; ribosome. Gene Ontology annotation, molecular function: structural constituent of ribosome; RNA binding.